AUGAUACUGGCUCUGGCGGCCUCGAUUCCAAGCACGUCGAAGAUCUCCAGGACGUGGUUGGUCUUGGUCUUGUGCGACACCACACCGUCGGUGGCCAUCACCUCUUUCAGGCCGUAUCCUUCCACAAGCAGCUCUUUCUUGCCGUCGUCUCUGACGUUGAUCACGGCACGCGAGAUCUCCGGCAGACCCUUGACGACGACCUUGGUGAGCACACGUUUGAGCUGCUGCAUCUUGAAGAACAGCGAGCUGCGCUCCAGCCGCUCGCGCUCCUCUGGGUCCUUGAUCACAGACGGUUCUCUCGAAGAAACGGACUUGGCUGGCUUGGACGCGUCCGUGCCCAUAUCCGACACCAGCACCUGGAUCUUGUUGCCGCCCACGACGGCCACGUCUCCGCGCGAGAUUUUGAGCUUUGGCGCAGCCACAAUGGCCGUGGCGAUCUGGUCGAUCGUCAGCUCCAGCUGCAGCUUCUCGAUCGACUUGACGUCGAUCUUCACCUGCAAGUACGCCUGGUUCUCCUUGUAA
Messenger RNA from Ogataea philodendri, 522 nucleotides. RefSeq lists its product as uncharacterized. The record is from RefSeq and is a predicted model, not a curated record. NCBI's taxonomy places the organism in Eukaryota, Fungi, Ascomycota, Pichiomycetes, Pichiales, Pichiaceae. The transcript has a single exon. The coding region runs from base 1 to 522 and encodes 173 amino acids.